This is a messenger RNA of Hyaloscypha bicolor E, 1089 nucleotides long. RefSeq lists its product as uncharacterized. The record is from RefSeq and is a predicted model, not a curated record. NCBI's taxonomy places the organism in Eukaryota, Fungi, Ascomycota, Leotiomycetes, Helotiales, Hyaloscyphaceae. Gene Ontology annotation, molecular function: hydrolase activity. The transcript has a single exon. The coding region runs from base 1 to 1089 and encodes 362 amino acids.
AUGUCUGAAGUCAAGAAACCUCCCCGCUUACAACGCCAAGGUCUCCUCUUCUCCUCACGAAAGCGAAAGCGCUCUCCUUCACCAGCAAAUGAACCCACCAUACCUCACAACCCCCAGUCUCCAGAAAAGAAAACAAUUAAAACAAGUAUCCUCAUUCUCUCUGACACCCACGGCCACUCUGCCCUCCCGUCCCAAUUACCAGAAAACUUACACCUUGACGCCGUCAUCCACUGCGGUGAUCUAUCACAAUGCGGAGAGAUAGAAGACUACAAACGAACCUUGGACUUGCUGAAAGCAAUACCUGCAUCUAUCAAGCUUGUGAUUCCGGGGAAUCAUGAUCUGUCUCUUGAUCCCGCUUUCCCGACUCACUCCUCUCCCACCUUCACCACGACCGAGAGGGAAGAUUUGUAUGCCCAAGCCCUCGAACUCUGGACCAGCCCCUCAGUAAGGGAAGCAGGAAUUAUCCUCCUUGAUCCGGGAUUUCAGACCUUCACCCUCUCAAAUGGCGCUAACCUCCGCAUCUACACAACGCCCUACACGCCCUGCCCACCCACCGUCUCCACUUCAGAAUGCGCAUUCGGCCAUCCCUCCUCUCACGACAUCUAUAACCCACCUGGAAGCGGGAUCUGGUACAGUACUCCAUCUGGAACUCCACAAACGCUAAUUCUAGAUGACAAGAGAGGAAGAGUUGAUGUCCUAAUUAGUCAUGGACCGCCGAGAUAUAGGUUGGAUAGGACGGAAGAGGGGGAGAAUGUUGGGUGUAAAAAUAUUUGGAGGGCGGUUAGGAGGUGUAGACCGAGAGUGCAUGCUUUUGGACAUGUGCAUGCCGGGAAUGGGGUUGACAGGGUAAGGUGGAAAGAGGAGGGGGAGGAGUGUUUACCAAGGGAUGAUGAUAUUGAUGAUGGGAUUGAGGAGGUGAAGAAGGUUGAUGGAAGAAUUGCGGAGGGAGGGGUGAGGCUCGUUGAGGCGAAAGGGAUUAGGAAAGGGAAAGAGACUCUGUUUGUUAAUGCUGCACUUAUGGGGGAUGAGGUGUUGGAGAGGACGCCUUGGGUGGUGGAGAUAGAAUUAGAGAGGGCAAAGGUAAAAUGA